Priapulus caudatus is the source of this 708-nucleotide messenger RNA. Its product is annotated as muscleblind-like protein 2a. NCBI's taxonomy places the organism in Eukaryota, Metazoa, Priapulida, Priapulimorpha, Priapulimorphida, Priapulidae. The annotation marks the transcript as partial. Gene Ontology annotation, molecular function: metal ion binding. The record is from RefSeq and is a predicted model, not a curated record. The transcript has 5 exons.
GCGGGAGCGACCCGUACCCUCCAGCCGAUACCAGCCAUCGCACACGAGUGAAACCCAUACAACAACCAGAACAUGAUCAUGCACGGCCUCGUGCCUCGAGACGCGGCUAUGCAACCUCCUUUCCGGAGUGUGAUGCUCGUCACAGCUGCGUGCGCAGCAAGAAACCAGGACGGACGGAUAGGCUAGAGGUAUGCCGGGAGUUCCAGCGCGGCAACUGCAAGCGGCUGGAGAACGAAUGCCGCUUCGCACACCCGCCCGAGCAUGUGACGGUUGACGCGACCGACGGGAUGGUGACGGUGUGUAUGGAUUUUGUAAAGGGUCGGUGCACACGCGAGCAGUGUCGCUACUUCCACCCUCCGCCUCAUCUGCAAGCCCAGCUAAAGGCUGUCCAAAGUCGAGCUAAUGCCGCUGCUAUGCCUCAAGUCGUCAACGUCAUUGGCGGAAAGAAGCGCCCACGUGACACCGAAGAUCUGCUACUGCAGGCGACAUUCCCCGGCAUGGUGCAGUAUACCAAGCGACCGGCAGGCGACAAGAGUGGAGUACCCGUCUACCAGCCAGGUGGUGCCACAUAUCAGACAGCCAUUGCAUCGAUGCCCUAUCAGCAACCGUACAUCCCCGUGUCCUUUGCGGACACCUCCAGUGUGCCGGCGAAUUUUUAAGGCGUGAAGCCACUAAGCGGCCAUCGCACGAGUUCGUUCACUUAGUUGG